Molecule: messenger RNA, 1662 nt
Organism: Penicillium diatomitis
Lineage: Eukaryota; Fungi; Ascomycota; Eurotiomycetes; Eurotiales; Aspergillaceae
Product: transposase
Exons: 2
Coding region: 1-1662 (553 amino acids)
Cellular component (GO): nucleus
Molecular function (GO): DNA binding
Source: RefSeq, a predicted model, not a curated record
AUGCCUAAAUCUAGCGAUUUUGAUGAUUCUCGCUUAGCCGAGGCCUGCAAAGUGGUUCUAUCCCAGAAGAAGCCAAAUAUCACUGCAAUUGCGCGUGAAUUUCGCGUGGAUCGCAAGACCUUGACCAGACGCGUCGAAAAGGCUAAAUCGCUAAUUACACCUACCAAAUCGCUUAGGAAGGUCCUAGUGCCCUACCAGGAGGAAGCCUUGAUUAGCUGGAUAGUCAGGAUGUAUGGCUGGAACCUCCCACCUACUCCUGUGGUAGUAGCUGUAUGGGCAAAUCGCGCACUGGCGCGUUCGGGCCAGCCGGAUAGGCAGGUUGGUAAAAACUGGCCGUAUUACUUCAUGAAGCGCCUACCAACGCAUCUAGGCCUAGGCCCUAUGAAGCAAAAGACUAAGGAACUGAAGCAAAUCCAAGCGGAGGAUGCAGGGCUUCUUCAACACUGGUACGACCUACUAGAAAACGUUCUCCAUAACGUCCCUGCUCGGCUAGUAUACAACUUCGAUGAAUGCGGCUUUCAACCAGGUCAAGGGCGACCACGAAACGUUAUUGGGGCUAAAUCAUCUUGCCCUGAUCUUGCCGAAACAGAGAGAGGCGAAAAUAUCACUGCUCUCGAGUGUAUUACUGCGGACGGCUGGCAGAUGGACCCUCUCGAAACUCUCUCACCAGACACGUUGACGGCUAUAUCUCCCAAUGGCUGGAUUUCUGAUGAAUUAGCUCUAGCCUGGCUAGGCUAUUUUAUCCAAUCGACUGCUCAUCGUGUGAAUCGGGAUAAAAAGCGCGUCCUUAUAUUCGACGGCCACGGCGCGCAUCUUACACUCGAAUUUCUUCAAACCUACGAGGAUAAUGCAAUUAUCCCUUUUGCAUUUCUACCGCAUACAAUACAUCUUUGUCAACCACUUGACGGAAAACCCUUUCUGAAUUAUAAGCAGCAAUUUCGGAUGAUGAAUAAUAAGCUAGCUUUCUGGGGUGGCCAGCCCUACGGGAAAUCGGAUUUCCUCUCGAUUAUCGGGCCAAUUCGCAAGGAGGCCUUUUCGCAGCGGGUUAUCCGCGAUUCCUUUAGAGAGCGUGGGAUCUAUCCAGUUAAGGGUAGUAAGAUUGUAGCAGAUCUUACUAAUCAGCUAGAGAUCCCUGAUCUAUAUGCACCAGAUCUUCGAUGGGCAUCGCGUACACCAUCACCACGACCUAAUCUCUCGUCUUCUAGUGUUGAAAAUAGCCCUCCGAAAUCUAUUGAAGCACUAUCGAAGAAUCAGGCUAAGAUUACCAAACAUCUCGACAAGCUUGAUAGCAACUUAGGCAAAUUGAAGCGAAAUAUUUGCAGGGUUUUAGAGCAUCAAAAAGAGAUGGCGGAGGAGCUAGAUAUGACGCAGGAUUCGAUUCAGCGUAUACGGGAAUGCCAGCAGCCAACACGUCGCCAAUAUACUAAGCGACAGGUUAAGCCGCUUAGCCAAACUGGUAUAUUAACCACACGCGAUGCGAAUCGGUCAAUUGAGGCUAGGAAGAAGGAGGAUUCGGCUAAGCAAGAAAGGAAGAUAGUUAAGCUAUACAAGAAGGUGCAUGGCUGCGAACCCCCACAGCGGUCAGAGGAAUCUAUUCAGCGGGCAAUUGCAAAUGCGGAAGCGGCCAGAUUAGCAGGAGAGCCUUUUUUUGUUGAUAAUUAG